Molecule: messenger RNA, 1734 nt
Organism: Homo sapiens (human)
Lineage: Eukaryota; Metazoa; Chordata; Mammalia; Primates; Hominidae
Gene: NPSR1
Product: neuropeptide S receptor 1
Exons: 10
Coding region: 196-1368 (390 amino acids)
Biological process (GO): negative regulation of eating behavior; righting reflex; positive regulation of ERK1 and ERK2 cascade
Cellular component (GO): cytoplasm; plasma membrane; membrane
Molecular function (GO): G protein-coupled receptor activity; vasopressin receptor activity; neuropeptide receptor activity
Source: RefSeq, marked reviewed
GGUAAUUGCCAAGGAGAGAGCAGCACGUAGAUCCUCCCUGUCAUCAGGCAGAGCUCUUCAGUGAGGUGGGCUCAGGGAGGGCUCUGUGCCUCCGUUCAGCAGAGCUGCAGCUGCUGCCCAGCUCUCAGGAGGCAAGCUGGACUCCCUCACUCAGCUGCAGGAGCAAGGACAGUGAGGCUCAACCCCGCCUGAGCCAUGCCAGCCAACUUCACAGAGGGCAGCUUCGAUUCCAGUGGGACCGGGCAGACGCUGGAUUCUUCCCCAGUGGCUUGCACUGAAACAGUGACUUUUACUGAAGUGGUGGAAGGAAAGGAAUGGGGUUCCUUCUACUACUCCUUUAAGACUGAGCAAUUGAUAACUCUGUGGGUCCUCUUUGUUUUUACCAUUGUUGGAAACUCCGUUGUGCUUUUUUCCACAUGGAGGAGAAAGAAGAAGUCAAGAAUGACCUUCUUUGUGACUCAGCUGGCCAUCACAGAUUCUUUCACAGGACUGGUCAACAUCUUGACAGAUAUUAAUUGGCGAUUCACUGGAGACUUCACGGCACCUGACCUGGUUUGCCGAGUGGUCCGCUAUUUGCAGGUUGUGCUGCUCUACGCCUCUACCUACGUCCUGGUGUCCCUCAGCAUAGACAGAUACCAUGCCAUCGUCUACCCCAUGAAGUUCCUUCAAGGAGAAAAGCAAGCCAGGGUCCUCAUUGUGAUCGCCUGGAGCCUGUCUUUUCUGUUCUCCAUUCCCACCCUGAUCAUAUUUGGGAAGAGGACACUGUCCAACGGUGAAGUGCAGUGCUGGGCCCUGUGGCCUGACGACUCCUACUGGACCCCAUACAUGACCAUCGUGGCCUUCCUGGUGUACUUCAUCCCUCUGACAAUCAUCAGCAUCAUGUAUGGCAUUGUGAUCCGAACUAUUUGGAUUAAAAGCAAAACCUACGAAACAGUGAUUUCCAACUGCUCAGAUGGGAAACUGUGCAGCAGCUAUAACCGAGGACUCAUCUCAAAGGCAAAAAUCAAGGCUAUCAAGUAUAGCAUCAUCAUCAUUCUUGCCUUCAUCUGCUGUUGGAGUCCAUACUUCCUGUUUGACAUUUUGGACAAUUUCAACCUCCUUCCAGACACCCAGGAGCGUUUCUAUGCCUCUGUGAUCAUUCAGAACCUGCCAGCAUUGAAUAGUGCCAUCAACCCCCUCAUCUACUGUGUCUUCAGCAGCUCCAUCUCUUUCCCCUGCAGGGCUAAUAGCAGUGUCUACCUGUUGGCCUGUGAUGUCUCUGUCCUCUGGGCUCUGGUGCUGACCAGUGAGAAGGAGAGCUGUGAGUCAUGGAGAAGGAAGGGAGCAAAGAUCACAGGAUUCCAGAAUGACGUUCCGGGAGAGAACUGAGAGGCAUGAGAUGCAGAUUCUGUCCAAGCCAGAAUUCAUCUAGACCCUAGGGCAGUGCCAGUGCUAGGCUGAGCACCAUCAGCUCUCCCAGGUCCUUGUCACCUGCUUGGGCACGUGCAUGGAACCCGAGCCAACUUCACCCCACCCUCGUCAUUACCUGGGAGAUGCACAAGACAAAUGUUCUAAUGACUGCAUGCACUGCUUAAGUAUUGGCCAACACGAACUCCCCAGUUAUUCAUGCCAGCCAGGAAGGAAACGCCUUCCUUCCCCACCAUUCCCAGCCCUCCUUCCCACUGGCCAGCACCUGAACCCAGUGAACACAGGCAUUAGUGGUCCAGGGUCCUGGCUUGGAGCCAGUGAGUAGAC